GUCUGCAUCAUAGCGUCAGGCCGGCGGUGUGAGUGGCUCACUUUGCUUCGAGUCCUCGGAGGAAGCUGGCGGCCGAGCCUGUGUGUCUCUCUGUGUGUCAAACAAAAGACAUCAAUGAGCCCGACUGUUAGUUCACAUCAAGCCAGAUUCCCCACAAGAAAAUAAACCGAAGACACCGCCGCGCUCGGUAAUGGAGGAGAAGAAGAAGGAGAAGGAGGAGGGGGAGUCGGAGAUCCAGGAGCACGGCCCCGAGCACUGGUUCUCGAAAUGGGAGCGGCAGUGCCUGGCCGAGGCCGAGCAGGAGGAGCCGAGCGAGGAAGAGGCCGAGGGGGGCCCGCAGAAACUGUGGCACCUCUUCCAGAACUCCGCUACCGCCGUGGCGCAGCUCUACAAAGACCGUGUGUGUCAGCAGCAAGGAGGACUCUCUCUCUGGGUACCUUUUCAGAAUGCAGCAACAGCUGUCACUAAUCUCUACAAAGAAAGCGUGGACGCACACCAGAGAAGCUAUGACCUGGGAAUUCAGAUCGGCUAUCAGCGGCGCAAUAAGGAUGUGUUGGCUUGGGUUAAAAAGCGCCGGAGAACAAUACGAAGAGAGGACUUGAUCAGCUUCCUCUGUGGAAAAGCACCCCCACCAAGGACUUCUAGAGCACCUCCGAGACUGACUGUAGUGUCACCUUCAACAGAGACAAGCUCAUCUGUAGAGACUGACUUGCAGCCCUUCCGAGAAGCCAUAGCUUUGCAUGGUCUCAGUGGUGCAAUGGCCAGCAUCAGCGUUCGCUCCAGCACUCCCGGGUCCCCGACCCAUGUGAGCGGGGUGUCCAACCCCAGCCGCAGGAGGAACGGGCUUCACGAUGUGGACUUGAACACUUUCAUAUCAGAAGAAAUGGCACUCCACUUAGACAAUGGUGGCACUAGGAAGCGGACCUCGGCCCAGUGUGACGUCAUCACAGACUCCCCAACUCAUAAACGCAAUCGAAUGAUCUGAACUCGAUUCGUUAAUUAGAAAAAAAAAAAAAAAAUGCACCGUGCCGCUUAAAAGCCACUUAACCCUCAACACUUCAUUGCAAGGAAAUGGGGCCAUCGGAACCUCUUUUUUUUUUUUUUUUUUUUUUUUUUUUAACCGUACCCCCCCAAUCGCAUUAAACGGGUGAAUUCAAUAAUGAUUGCCAUAAAGGAAAAUUUACCAUCGCAUAGAUGCCUCUCGUAGUAAUGGUUUUCUGUUUUCCACUCUCGACAGAGGACAUCAGUUGUUCGUUUAGUACUUGGCAAGAUCAUCGGAGGCUGAAGUGACCUUUCUUGUAUCCUGUAUAACCCUGACAUUGCCUUUAUUUGUUGAUCUACUGUGUUGAGUGUUUGCUUCAACAGUAUUGCCAGGUAAUGGCUGAAGUUCCCUUUUUCAACAUGGUACAUUGUCCAGUCUGCAGCCUUCCACAGGUUUGUUUUUCUUUCUUGGCAACACGGUUCUUUCGACACAGUUGGCUUUUCUACAGUGCCAGCUUGUAAGUUGUAAGGGUUUUGGACUUUGAGUUGGUCUGAAGCAGCUGCUGAUUCAGGGGAUUGUGUGGAAUUGUGAAGAGAUGCGAUGAUGGUCAUGCAAAUAAUACUUCGUACAAUGCAGAAUCAAUACAAUAAUCUCUUGGAUUCACUUGUGUGUUUUUAGUGCUCCAAAGUAACAAUAUGAUCAGAUGUUAUUCUCUCUCUCCCCUGUAAUGUUAGAAUCCUUAACUUUUGUCAGUAGUUUGUUAAUAUCUAAUGUAUAUACUUAACAUUUAGGUGCUGGUAUAAUACAUGGGGUACAUAUUGUAUAAAAAAAUAAAAUAAAAAUGCAAACCAUCAAAUAGUUGGUAUUAAAGUGUAUAGUAUUGAUUCUUGCAUUAAAGAAACCAAGCUUUUAACUUUGGGUGGCUUCAAAUGUGCUUUAAAACCGGCAAUGCGUUUCCCAGCAAAAGCAAUCUUGCACAACAAUGGAGAAGGACAAAUAAGGCUCUCAGAGCCCCAAAAGGGCUUCCUGUCACUGUACAGAAGUGAAUGCGCACAGCAGUUGCAUGAUAUUCAGAGCCGAUGUGAAAUAAGAACUAGCGGCACAGUCUCGUUUUUGUGCGAGGUUGAUUUCCUAAUGCGCACACCGGCAUGCUUUCAGAAAGGUUUGCAUCUGUCUCUUCAGCACCUUCUGUGUUAAGCAGGGGGAAUUUUGAUGACCACAUUUUUUUUUUUUUUUACAGAGUUCAAUGAAUGUGCUCCUGAUUUAUACCUGCUGUAUUAAUACAUGUACUUUAAUGGAGCACUAAUCCUUGCCAGUGUAAUAGUCUAAACUAUUUGUGUUGCUAUGACCUGCAAUGUCUCUGGUUUGCCAUCUAUUUGUAUGGUAUGCAGUGCGGCUCCAGAACUCUUAAUAUGGUAACCAGUGUGCCGACCUACGCGGGAUGAGUAGGUCGCAUUGUGAAAACAGCAAACUGUUUACAUCAAUUAGAUAUUUUACAAUUUAUCUUUUAAAUAUAAUCUGUUGCAUUUAAAAAAAAAAAAUCAUACUGCGUAGUAUUCCAUCAAUGUAUAUACUGUAUGGGUUUGUUUUUAACUAUUUAUAAAAAUGACUGUUUUAUAAUAUGCAAAGUAAACUUAUGCCCUUCAAGAAUUAACUCAUGCAUCUCAUUGAAGUUUUUAGAAAGCUAUUUCAUAUAAUGUGUGUAUAAAUGUAACCCUAUGUGGUGAGGUAGUUUGGGUUGGUUAUAUCCAGCAGAAGCCAUGCUGCCUCUAAUACAUACAAGCUUUCACAGAUGGGUGUAACAUUUUGCUCCGUUGAUUUAAGUUUGGUUUUCUCGAUUUUCAGAAGAACUUGCACACAGUUCCUGUGUAGUUUAGUGUGUGAUUAGAUACGUAAGUUGGGUAUUUGUUUUGAAGAAAACGUUCAGGAGUUUUAUAAUUUGCCAGUGCUGGUUCAUGCAAUGCGUCGGUAAUACUGAAUCAGUGGGAUAUUUAAAGCCGUUUCUGUUUAAAAGCCCCACUUUGUUGUAAAGUAUGUUUUUGGACUGUGCUGUGGAAAGCUUCACCUCCUGUUUCUCUUCAUGUUAAUAGCAGUUCCCCCGUGAGUCCACUUCCCUUGGGUGCUGGAGACGAAGCUGCUAUUCCCAACCCCAUUGUCUAGUUGAACAAAGUACUCGCGCACACACACGACUUGUUGCUGAAAAUAGAAAGCAAUCUAAUUUAGCAUCUCCACAGGGAUAUCAAUUCUGAAUACGUGCCCUGAAGAUCACGCUCAACACAUUUCCAUUGUCACAAUUACCUGUGUAUAAUUUUUAAUAUACCAAUUAACUUUAGUACAUUAAAGUUGAGAUCACUUGAUCUAUGUAAAAAAUAUCUAAUGCUACACUAAUAUUUGUUACAAGUCACAGGCCUUGGUAGCUCAAAUGUUCCACUAUAUGAAUCAUCAUGGGUGGGGGAAUAGGUACCAAGCACUGAUGUGCCUGCAUAGUGGAAUGCCAUUUCAUUAAUCCCAGGGUAUGAUGUGUCAAAGUUGGGGAUUCUUUGCCAUGCUUCGGUACUCUUCUUGUAUUAAAGAACACUGGACCACUGGUGUUCUGCAAACAGAAUGGCACUUGUGUAUUUAUUUAUUCAAAAUAAACAAACAAAAGCUUACUCCUUCCAGGAGUGCUGAACUAAACUUUGCAAGUCAUUUAAUUAUAAAUUGGAUGGCUAAGGUGUUUACCAGCAACAAACACAUGUAUUACACAGUCUCUGUACAGCCUCAGCCUUGACCUCAACACUGACCAGCCAGUGUGGCCUGCUUAAACACCUGCCUGCCACUUGCGUGAACUGUCACCUUGUUAGCCGAAGAACUGUUUUUAUUUGUAGACUCUGCAAGUUGUUAAAAUGCUUUCAAGAUUUGUGUUAAUAAAGCAGCCUUUGGGAAACGUUCGGUUUCAGCCCCUGAUCUGA
Molecule: messenger RNA, 3933 nt
Organism: Polyodon spathula (Mississippi paddlefish)
Lineage: Eukaryota; Metazoa; Chordata; Actinopteri; Acipenseriformes; Polyodontidae
Product: UPF0472 protein C16orf72 homolog
Exons: 4
Coding region: 191-985 (264 amino acids)
Source: RefSeq, a predicted model, not a curated record